UGCUCAUGAUGAGGUGGAAGCGCCGGGCCAAGGCACAGGCGGAAGCCCGCCCCUUCACCAUGUCUUCGAGGACCCCGCGCCUGCGGCUGCAGCGACAGCUAACGGCGCGCAUGGCUGCAGUGCAGGGCGCGGGACUUCUAAAUACACACACACUGGUGGACAUGAAGAUGCAGGAUGAGGCGGCAAGCUUGGGCGAGCGCAUCAGUGCUGCGGAGCAGCAGUGGGAGAGAAGCUUCACGAGUGCUGUGGACAUCCAGCGCCGAAUGCGGACGGCAAUGCGGGGCGUGCGACUGUGGCGCCCGAGCUCUGCGGGCGCGCUGGAGCUGGAGGACGCCGCAGAUGAAACGCAUGACGAGGAGGAAGAAGAAGGAGACGACGAGGAGGAAGAAGAAGGAGACGACGAGAUGGAGGACGACAUGGAGGACGAACUGCUGGAUGGACGGCUGGUGUUUGGUGGUGGGGCUGCAAGGGGCGACGUCCAGGAGGCGGGGGUGCAGCGCGGUGAGUCGCGGCUGCUGAGCUGUGCAGCAGGCGCAGAGCUUCUGGAGGCGGUGGGGGGCUGCGGGCUCCUGGGUGAGGCUGGCGGGGACGGCGGCGGGGAGCUGCUGCUGGAGGCGGCGGGGCGUCGCGCGCUCUCCGUGCCAGCCAUGCGCCGCCCGGCCCACAGCCCGACACGCACUGGGCCGCAGACCCGGGCAGGGGACCCGGCUGCUGGGGACGGCAGCAGCGGCGCACGGACGGCAUCAGCAGCGGCUGAGGAUACCUGGGCGCUGGGACCGCAGUUCAGCUCCCUGCCCAACGCAACUGCUGUGGCUGCAGGCCGCGGCCUCACGGGCAGGGCCCAGGACCCGACCCCUGCGCCGACGGUGCGCUUCACGCCGCCGCUGCCGGCUACUGACACGGCCACCGGCAGCCGUGCGGUGCCCCUGCUUGCCAGCAGCAGCCGGGAGCCGGCCGGCGGGGAAAAUCAACGGCUCAUGCAUUCACAGCUUGCGGGACUGGAUGGAAGGCAUCAAAGCCCCAGGCAUCUGGAUCCGCUAACCCUGGAGCCGCAGGUGGGGCAGCAGCGGCGGCGCGCUGGCCAGCUGGGGGGCCCCAAUCAGCAACAGCAUUCGGCGGCAUCGGCCAACCCGGCCGGGUCCCGUCACCACAGCAUCGCCGAGUCGGUACUGAGCCUGGACAGCGCCGCAGGCGUCAGGCUGCUGCCCAUGGCGGCGGGCGGCGCAGGUAGCUGCAACAGCCACAGCCGCCACAGCGCCUUGGCUGCAGCCACAGAUGCGGCAGCGGUGGCGAUCAGUACUGCCGUGAUGACAUUCGACGCCGCCGCCAGUGGCCAUGCCGGCGGGGCAAACUGGUCGGCGGUGGGGGCUGCUGGCGGGGCCGUGGGCAACAGCAGUGCAUCUUCACCACGUCACGCAGCGGGCACCCGGGGCGCCGGCGGCCAACUGCCCCAGCAGCAGCUGGCAACGCUGCUGGUGCCGCGGGAAGGUGCGGCAGUGGUGCAGGAUGCGGGAGCGUCAACAGGGUGCACGGGGGCGUGGGGCGAAGUGGCGACCGCACGAGACGAAGCACGUGGUGCGGCCGCACAGCCAGCGGCGCGGCGGGCAUGCGGAGCGGAGGGUUUGCAAUCGGCCGUAGGCACGAGCGGCUCCAGCACCACAGCUGGGUUAGGGGAAAGGGCCGGCAAGGAGGCCGAAGCGACUGAGGAGGCAGCAGGUGCGACCGCCAGUACCGCGGGAGGAGAUGCCAGCCUCCAGCCGCGGAGUCGGACGCGGCCGCCGCCGCCGCUGCAGCAGGUGGGAGUGUCGCACGCUGCACUGCCAGCUGCCCGCAGCAGCGCAGCCAGCCCGUCGCCUCAUGGCCCCCGCUCCCAGCAGUGCAGCAGUCCCUCUCCUGCAGCUGCAGCAGUCUCUCACGUCAACUCAAGGGCCAGCGUCACAGAACUCACCUUCCCGCGGGGUGCUGGGCUGGCGUCAUCCGCGUCCCGGGUCACUGAUGGCGGCUUCGGCCAGCAGGCCCGGUCGCAGCAGCAGCAGGAACCACGCAACCGCAUAUCUGUCAAGACUUUGGAUGGACCCGUUGUUGGGGCUUCUGGCAGCAGCAGCAUGCCGCCGCCGCAGCGGCUGCUGCUGCCAGCCUUGCUGUCACCGACGGCGCAUGCCAGCUCGACGCACGCGAUGGGCGGUGUCAUGCGGCGGCAUGCGAGCAGUGUGGACCUGGCUGCUGCCGCUAGCCCCACUGGGGGCCUGUCGCGCUGCAGCGGCGCUUUGGCGCUGUCAGCCAGCCAGCAACACCUGCAGCUGCUGAGCUCGGACGCACAGCCGCUAACGGUUCAGAGCCUUGGAGGGCAGCGGCGGUCCGUGCUUGGAGGGCGUGAAAGCCCUUCUCCACUGCCCGCCCGCCGCCUCUCCAGCCUGGCCCUGCCGCGCUCUGGCUGCAACAGCCCCGAGGAUUAUUUCGGGCCAGGCAGCCCUGGCCGCUUCGUUGCGGUAUAUGACGGCGGCGAUGCGUCAUCCAGCAGCUAUGUUGCGCAUCAGGGGCGGAGCAGUCGCAUGUCGCUGAUGUCGCCGCUGGCAGCCGGCAUCAAUGGAGGUGGGGGCAGUGCCGCGCUGCAGUCAGGACGCAACAGCCCGGCGCCGCACCGGACCAUAGCAGCCCGAAAUCUGCCGUCUGUUGGCGGCGGCGCGCAGAGCCGACCACUUUGCAACCACGCCGACCUGGAGGUGCGCGGUUCUUCGCCAACUCCUCCGUCGCCUUCAUGCGUGGCCGGCCGCGAUUCAUCAUCCAGCGACGGUCGAUCUUGGCCAGCCACCUUCGCAGGAGACGAUGAUAGUGUUCGGCAGCAGCUCUUACAGGCGGUUCGCGCAGCGGCGGCGGUAGCAGCACCAGGGACAGCGCCGGCUGCCGCCGGGGCUGCAGCGGGCGGCUGGGGCACGGAGGAGGGCGGGCAUCCGUCCUCCCUGCGCGAAGGUCCAGCGAGGAACCUGGGGCCAGGAGGCGGCUCGCCGGCCUGUGGCGGCCUGCUACCAGCGCUUUGGGAGGUGGAUGCUGAGCCGGGGGCCUGGCAGUGGAGCGCAGAUGAUGAGGAUGCGGCCUUGGAUCCGUCGGCCACCUCACCCCGGGCUGGUCGGCAUCAGCAGCAGCGGCAGCAGCAGCAGCAGCAGCAGCAGCAGCAGCAGCAGCCCAAGCCGCCACCCGCCGGCGCACGAGCUGCAAGCAUGCCGCAGCCGGCCUUGUCGCCCGCAACGCUCGCCCAGGCUGGAGCCGCCGCUGCCGCAACGGAGAUGUCUUACUCCUGCCCCUCUCACGCCUCGGUGGCGCAAGCGGCAGUGGGCUCGCCGCCGGCAGCAGGCAAGGACCACAGCGCUGCGGCGGCACCUGCUACGCGGCCUGCGGGGCCCCAGGCCCUGGCCGCACUAGGUGUCCUGGGCUUGAUGCCCUGGGGUGACACCGACCGCACUGCUGGCGGCGGUAGCUGCGAUGACGAAACCCUAGCAUCGCAGCCUGCUGAGCCGCCAGUGCUUGAGCCGUCAAUUAAUGAGCCAGCCCAAUCGCCAGCAGCAGCGUCCGGCGAGGCCGGAGCUGCAACAAAGAUUGGCGGCGGCAGGGAUGGCAACGAAAGCAGUGGUGGGCAGGCAGCUCAACUGCCACCGCUGCGCACCAAAUCCAAGGGGCGCGGCGCCGACCUACUGCCCACGCCGUUGUCUGCAGCCGUGCCGCAGUCGCAGAUGCACUUGGCACUGCCCAUGCCGCAACAGCCCUCUCCGACAGGCCCGCGUGCCCCGAUGCGGCUGCGUUCACAGUCUCAGGUCAUCAUUGGCGUGCCGCCCAGUUUCUACGCCUGCCUCCGCAUGCCCACAUCAGGAGCAGGUGUGGGAUCUGCGCCGGCGCUGGCAUUUGAGGUCUGCGGGGCUGCAGCGACUGCUAGCGCGGCGGCAGCGGCGGCAGCAGGCCCGAAGGCGGCGAUCAGGGUUGCCGCAUUGGCAGCGCUAACGCCUGAGCAGCUGACACCGCAGGGGGCGGCAGGGGCUGAGACAGCAGCAGCAGCAGCAGCAGUCCUAAACGUGGGCAGCAGCCUUGGCGUUGCAGGCGGCAUUGUGCCACCGUCAACGGUGGUGCACAUGCCAGUGCGGACGUCCGCUGCUGUGUGGGCCAAGUCGCAGCCCAGCUUCCUUGCGUCCUUGCCGCCGUCGGCAGCUCAUGCCGCUCCGGGUCCUUCAGAGGGCUCAAGCGUGGGAGCAAGCGGCCUGACGGCAGCGGAUCAAGUCGCGGAAGGCGUGCCGCCGGCAGUUGGCAGCAACGUGCUGGGGGCUGGUUUACCAGCAGCUGGUGCUGUUGGGGGUGGCGGCAGCACGGGUGCAGCGGGCAGAAAGUCGCAGACCAGGGCAGCGGGAUUCCGUGUGUUGUUUAAAGCUGCUAAUCAGGAGCAGCAAAGACGCACGGCUGGGGGAUUGCAGGACCGCACGGCCCGCCCGCCGUGAAGAGCUUAGCGCGAAUGUCGGGUUCCAAGAGUUGGAAAGGUUUUGGUGAUCUCACAUGGUAAUCAGCAGGUACUGUACUUCAUUGUUUGUACACAAGCACCGAGUGACACUGCUUAGAAGGAACUGCGAGAAGGGGUACGCAUUGACAUCUCUAACAGCAAGUCAGCUAGCAUUAAAGUGCGGUACUUGCGAUUCUUGUUUGACGAUCAACUGCAUUUGCGCAUAUGUGCCCUGCUGGACCUCUUUGCCAUUUACAGGUCUGGCGCUUUGCGUGUCCUAGUCGUAUUCAUGCGUGUGGUAUAUGGUGUGGGGCAGCGUGCCAAAGCUCGACACGGAUGUCAUUGUGUGCGUGUUGAUUGAAUCCGCACGCAUUCGCAUUUAAAGCAUCUUCUGUAAGUGUGAGUUAGUAUUGGAAGGUGCGCUAUAGCUUAUUAUAUAUGUUUGAUGGCUGCGGGGAACGCACGACAUGCUGUACACGUCGCUAUAUAACAGCGGGUGAAGCCCUGGCGAACCUGUGGGGAGAGGGGUGCCGGGGAGAGUCUAGGCCCCGGCAGCUGCCUGUGAAAGUUGCGUGGGUGGGCAUGAAAGUUUCGUAGGUGGGCAUGAAAGUUUCGUGGGGGAGAGCAGCAGGGGGGACAGCGGGCACCGUGUCCCGACGGCUGACACAAUCGAGACCUACUUCUUGAAAUGGCCUUGAUUGAAUACUGGUAUUCUGCAUGGAUCGUGACUAUAAUAUAUGGAGCUGAUGUCUGUCAGUCUUCUGGCCGAAACGGACGAGCCCGCUCGAUGUCACUCAGCGUUUUUCGACAACAAAGCUAAGCAUAUAAUAAGC
Chlamydomonas reinhardtii is the source of this 5313-nucleotide messenger RNA. RefSeq lists its product as uncharacterized. Bases 6 to 4481 code for a protein of 1491 amino acids. The record is from RefSeq and is a predicted model, not a curated record. The transcript is spliced from 9 exons. Lineage: Eukaryota; Viridiplantae; Chlorophyta; Chlorophyceae; Chlamydomonadales; Chlamydomonadaceae.